UAAUCUCCGAGACUAUAAUGUAAAGAGUUAGCAAACAGACAGCGACAGAAAGCACGCUGUUUCCCGGUGGAGAUUGAUGAUCAUCCCCCUCCCCAGAGCUCCUGGUGUUUCUAUAGUAAUUUCCAGCCAAUGAUCAGUUGGUGUCCACACAUCCCCAUCCUCCUCACCUCAGCACCAAUCAGCCACACACAGCGACAGGAGACACCUCACCUCCAGUCAUCGCUCCACGGACAACAGGCUCAACCCGGACGCCAUCGCAAACAAAUACCUUUCCGUCUACUUUUCUUCACGUGUAGAAUGGCGUUUUGUGCGUAAAGAUGGUGUUUUUGUGGUGAUCCCUCGGCGUGUGUUUAUUGUGCAUUCAUCGCAGUAAUGUGCUGCCCUGGUGUCUGGAUUGUCUGUGGAGAGGAUAAACCCAGGAUGGUAAUGUGUUGUGUCUAACAAGCUUCACCUUCAAAAGAACAACUGGCACCCUUCACCAAAAAAAAUUUGUGAGUGCUUGAAACUUAACAGUCAUGUCUAAUCUCAACAAUGCACUUUGCAUUGAAAGCGGCCAGAGCACCGACGUGUCACUCUUGCAAAAGGAUAAUCUUCAGGAUGGUGGAUUAAGCCAGCUGUUGGAUUACAAUGCAGAAAUGGAAAGAUACAGGUCAUUUGCAAACUUUUACAAAACCAAUGGAGCAUUUCCACAGACUGCUAAGAUUGCCCGCAUAACGACACCAAUUUUUCCCAGCGCCAGAAUUGGCGUGUCCCCUUGGAACUGUGAUAACGGCAUGCUCUGGGGAAGGAAAUCAGCAGCAAUAAACCCUAAUAGGACCAGCAUGCAUAGAAACGACUCCCAAAGGCCGGGGAAACCUGGCGUGCCGCCAGAGACGCUGCAAAUGGCAAAUAAUAAUUUCCUCUCUAGCUUAUCCCCUGAACACUGCAGACCUUUAGCAGGAGAAUGCAUGAACAAGCUGAAAUGCGGUGCUGCUGAAGCAGAGAUAAUGAAUCUCCCGGAACGUGUUGGAACUUUUUCCGCUAUUCCGGCUUUAGGGGGCAUCUCAUUACCUCCCGGGGUCAUCGUCAUGACAGCCCUUCACUCCCCCGCAGCCUCAGCAGCCGUUACAGACAGUGCGUUUCAAAUUGCCAAUCUGGCAGACUGCCCACAGAAUAAUUCCUCCGCAUCCAGCGGAAACCCAGCGAAAAAGAAAAGGAAAAGGUGUGGGGUCUGUGCGCCCUGCAGGAGGCUAAUCAACUGUGGAGUGUGCAGCAGUUGUCGGAACCGUAAGACGGGCCACCAGAUCUGCAAGUUUCGGAAAUGCGAGGAGCUAAAAAAGAAGCCUGGCUCAUCACUAGAGAGAACACCAGUAAACAGCGGAGAAGCAUUUCGAUGGUUCUUUUAGGACUCUCAAAUACGUGACAUCAUAUGGACUGAUGUAACAGACUUACCACAAAAGGAAAUUGCAGGGCUACAAACCCAAAACAAAACCCAGACUGUGGAUGACAGAGCAUGAGAGGGUUUGACAAGUUAAACAAAGGAAGAAAAAAAACUUUGUAAUUUUAUUUCCUGUGUAAUUAUUAUUGUACCUUUUGGCAGCAUCAAUGUAUAUUUUUCAGUGUCUAUCAAUGUGUUUCAGUGUCUUGGCUGUGCAAGUUGCAAGCAUUGUUGUAAAGAACUGAGUAGACAAUCAUUACAAACAGAGGAAAAUAAUGUCAGCCAGUGGGCUAAUGGCCAUUUGGAUCACAAACAUAUUUUUAAAUCUGGAGCAAUAAUUAUAAAGGUAAUUGUUCACCUCCUAAUUGCCACCACUUUACACUUUUCUAAGGAAUGAUCUUAAAAAUACCUCUUUUCACCUAAACCGACAAGUUCGAGACACACAUUAGCUAUGUUUUCAUCUAUUAUCUAUUAUACUAUCACCAAAAAAGCAUUACAUUUUGAAAAUUUGGUCAAAACUUAUACCCAUAACUAAGAUAACUUUUUAUCUGGUUAGAAAAAACAUGCACAUAAACUAUGACGGAAACAAAUAUACAGAAUAAAUUCCACUGUGCGCAAUCAUGUGAUUUUGUUUCAGCAUCAGUAAUGUUGUUUUGGUCAAGUCUUCACAGUAGUUAAGUUUCAUUACUUCCCAGAACUGUCUCAUGCCUCAAAAAGCCACUGUGCGUUUAUUACAUUUCAUUGUCUUCUAAGAUGCAAGUAUUUUAGUAUAUAAGUAUGAAACAGCCCACAGUGACCUCCUACAGCAGCAAAUUUCAGGCAAAUGUUUGCCAGUUUAUGAAAUUUUCAUUCUCUUUGACUCACUGGAUGGAAACAGUGCUUUAUUCGCAAAUUUUUAAUGCGAUAUUCCAGUUUUGCGCAUAAACUUAAAUCUCAUCAAUUUGAAUGGAAACAUAGCUACUGUGAUUAAUCUCUCAUUAAUGUGAUGUUUUGUAUUUGACAGACUUUGUAUGAACAGUAAGCAAAAGCCAGGAAUUUUCUUUCUUUUCAGCUGUGUUAAUUUUUUGUGUGGCACAUUAUCUUGUUGCCAUGGUGCACUUUUAAAGGUCCGGUAAUGCUGAGAGACGGUGGUCUAAGGUUGUUUGUAUAGUCUCUCAAAGUUCGAUCACAUUCCACUUAGUUUUGGUUGAAAUUCUUUCAAAAGACUACCUAAAGGUAGGUAGCGAGCCAGUACAAAACAUUUAUGGAAAUCAAAGUAAGAUUUGUGACAUGAUAUUUUAAGUCUCACAACACAGUAAACAACACAUUCCGAUAUGAAUUAUCCAAUAAGUUGCUCAUUGUCUUUACCCUAAUGUUGCAUGUGUAAGUGUGUUUUUGUUUUAAAGAUAACAAAAAAUUUGUAUAUUGUUGUUGUGAUGCUUUUAUGUGUUAAAAUAAUAAAGGAAAGGAAAAAAAAAAGGAAAAACGGUGAAAAAAAAUUAUUUGAUGCUAUAAUUUGAACAAUUUUUACAUCUGUAUAGUGUUUCUAUCUUUUAUCCUAAUAUAAGCAUACAUUUCCUCUGUUUCUAUGUGGCUGUCACAGGGGAUAAAAAAGUGGGAAGAAAAUACAGGAAAAAAACAGACAUUGUCAUCCCAUCUUUCCAGAGAAUGCAGAAAUGUCACAUGGAAAAGAGAAUGACUCCCAGAGGCGUUAAGCCUUAAAGAGACACUGAAAUCCCUUGCGGUUUGUAAUGCGUGGAACGGGUGGGUUUUGGGGGGCAGGCGGUGGUUUGGGGGAAUCAAGGAUAUCGCAAGGAUAGAAUAAUUUUGGUGUGGAACAUGGAACAAAGGAGCUUCUUUCAGGAAAACAGAAGGAAUAUGCUUUCUGGAAAAUAUAAUGAUAUUGAUGGCUCGACUCAUGGUUCCAAACUAGCCAUCCUUUACAACUUAUGCAGCAAAUGUUUUACGCAGCGGACGCCCUUCCAGCUGAACCCGUCACUGGGAACAUUCAUACACUUCCAUCCACACAGAAAUGCCAACCAACCCAGCUGGGGCUCGAACCAGCGACCUUCUUGCUGUGAGGCUGCCUGUAACUGUUAUUUGCAAUCAAAUUACAUUUUUU
This is a messenger RNA of Danio rerio (zebrafish), 3518 nucleotides long. NCBI's taxonomy places the organism in Eukaryota, Metazoa, Chordata, Actinopteri, Cypriniformes, Danionidae. The record is from RefSeq and is a predicted model, not a curated record.